Messenger RNA from Tetrahymena thermophila SB210, 948 nucleotides. Its product is annotated as oxidoreductase, short chain dehydrogenase/reductase family protein. The transcript has a single exon. The record is from RefSeq and is a predicted model, not a curated record. NCBI's taxonomy places the organism in Eukaryota, Ciliophora, Oligohymenophorea, Hymenostomatida, Tetrahymenidae. Gene Ontology annotation, molecular function: oxidoreductase activity.
AUGAUUAAAUAAAUUUUAAAUAGAGCAGAUUCAUUUGUAGAUUAAAACAAAAGAUUUGUAGGCGCCCUGGCAUUCUUAUAUGCAACUAGUUUGGCAACUAGAUCUUUAAAAAAAGUGUUAGGCUUUUUAGCUGGUUAAUUUAUUCCUGGCUAUAAUUUAACUUAAAGAUAUGGGAAAGGAUCUUAUGCUGCAAUAUCUGCUUGUACUGAUGGUAUAGGUAAAGGAUUUGCUCUAGAAUUAGCAAGAAGAGGCUUUAAUCUGGUGAUGAUGAUUCGAAAUGCUAAGAAAGGAGAAGUUUUGGCUGAAGAAAUAAGGAAAACGAUUAAUAAAGACAUAGAUAUUCGAAUUGUUGAGAUCGAUUUCUAAAACAUUUAAAACCCAGGCGUAAUUGAAGCUAUAGUUGAUUAGUUGAAAGGAUUAGAUAUAAGUAUUUUAGUUAAUAAUGUCGGAAAGCUACUUCACGGUUCCUUUGAAAUUUAAAAUUUUACAGAAAUAAAUAAUCUUAUUUCUAUGAAUUGUGGUGCCUAAGCUUUAUUGACUAGAGGACUAAUUUCUUAACUAUUGUAGAGAAAGUAAAAAAGUGCAAUUAUUAACCUCUCAAGUUUAUCGUGCAACUAACCAAUGGUAGGGUAUGCUAUGUAUGGAGCAAGCAAAAGCUUUAAUGAUUAUUUUAGUAGAUCCCUAUCUGAAGAGUAUAAAGGUAGACUUGACAUUUUAUCUGUUAGACCAGGCUGGGUUACUACUCCUAUGACUGAUGGAAUAAAUGAAAAGUUCUUUGAAAUCACAGCUGAGUAGUGUGCAAGUAACGUGCUAAGAUAGCUUGGAAGAACCAAUCUUACUUUUGGUCACUAUAAACAUUAGAUUACUGCUUACUUUAGUGAAUUAGUUAUUGACAUACUAAACAAUGAUAGUCGUAAGAAGCUUUAAAACUCAAACAAGUCUUAAUGA